GUGAUUAGUGGGUGUGUGUUGUCUUUUCCCCUCAUUCAGUGCGACGUUUUAUUAAAGUUGUAAGAUGGCGACGGUGCAUCUGAGGAUCGGGGACCUAGUGUGGGGGAAGCUUGGUCGUUACCCACCAUGGCCAGGAAAGGUAGUAAGCCCUCCCAAGGACCUGAAAAAGCCCAGGGGCAAAAAAUGCCACUUUGUGAAAUUCUUUGGAACUGAAGAUCAUGCCUGGAUCAAAGUAGAACAGCUGAAGCCCUACCACGCCCACAAAGAGGAGAUGAUCAAGAUAAAUAAAGGAAAGCGCUUCCAGCAGGCAGUCGAUGCAGUGGAGGACUUUCUAAAGAAAGCUAAGGGGAAAGAACAGAACUCAGAUGGCAAAGGAGAGUCAAAAGGAAAGAAAACGCCCAACAAGCCACUGAAAAUACUGGAGGAGGAUGAUGAGGAUCUCAGUGCCCUGAAGGACCCCUCUGAGAAGGACUUAACUGACUCUGACCCCGAGCCGUCCACUAUUGAGAGGCUGGGGGCUGGACCUGGCUCAGGAUUCAAAUGGGAAAGCAGUCCUGUGAAGGACGACCCACAUUUCCAUCACUUCCUGCUUAGCCAGUCGGAGAAGGUAAGCAGAAGCAUGCUGCUCAAUAUUUUGAGAUCUGUGCUUAUCAUUUCUUAUCUUUUUUCAAAUGGGUUUGAGUUUGUCAUGUCUGAUCUUGUUAAGUAACCAGUCAGCAUUCUCCUCUCAAUGUGUCUGUUUGGC
Molecule: messenger RNA, 745 nt
Organism: Morone saxatilis (striped sea-bass)
Lineage: Eukaryota; Metazoa; Chordata; Actinopteri; Moronidae
Product: putative oxidoreductase GLYR1
Exons: 7
Coding region: 65-709 (214 amino acids)
Molecular function (GO): oxidoreductase activity, acting on the CH-OH group of donors, NAD or NADP as acceptor
Source: RefSeq, a predicted model, not a curated record